Coprinopsis cinerea okayama7#130 is the source of this 1358-nucleotide messenger RNA. RefSeq lists its product as hypothetical. The transcript is spliced from 5 exons. The record is from RefSeq and is a predicted model, not a curated record. Bases 25 to 1215 code for a protein of 396 amino acids. NCBI's taxonomy places the organism in Eukaryota, Fungi, Basidiomycota, Agaricomycetes, Agaricales, Psathyrellaceae.
CCACCUUUUGCCCCUAACUCGAUCAUGUCGCAAUGGACCUCCUCACAAGAGUCCUCGAUUAGCAGCUGGGGACGACCCGAGUCGCCGGGUCCAUUGGACAGGAGGGGCCCUCUUCUCAUCGAAGAAGAGGAUAUUCCCGAAAGCUCGCUUGCCUCGGCUACUCACGAUAGAGACCAUGCUUUCUAUUGGUGGUACGGAGCCAACGCCGGUGGCUACGUGCUGGCCUUUGGGAAGAACAGAGGCCAACGAAUUCGCGAUGUCAGUAUUGGCUACCUGGAUUAUUCUACCAGGGAGCAUGCCGAUACGUGCAGGUGCAGUUUGCAUGUUGCGAUUAGGAACUACGAAGAGGGCCUCUGGGCAUGGGUUGUUGAUCAUUACGAAGAUUUCGUCAUUGUUUUCGGCGAGAAGUUCCGGGAGAGGACGUUGUUCCAGGCCUAUAACCAUCCGGGAUGGGAUGGCUGGGAGCAGUACAUGGAAAGCCCACAGCGAACCUGGAUGAGAACGCAUCAAGGAGGAGAGCGUAGCUCGAUGAACUGGGUUAGUACCCCUACUGGUGGAAAGUAUCGAUUCUUCUGGGCGGCAUUCGAUCGUUUCAAAAACGAACCUCGAUCCAUCCACUCCAUGACCCGGUACAGCAGGCAAGAAAUCAUGCGCUCGCUGCGUUCAGGUAUCCCACUGGUCGAGGCUCAGCCUCCUCCAUCUUCGACGACGCGCAGUGAUAGGGAUGGUGGCGAGGACGACGACGUGCUCAGUUCCCUCGUCGCCAACCUGGGUAACAUCCAAGUGCGCGAUCUCGACAGGGACUCAGGUUCGGAGGCGCAUACCGUUACAGCAACUGAGACAGAACGCGCCGCACGCCUGAAUCCCGCAGAUCAUGCUGAAGAGGCUCGGCGCGCGACACCACCCCCUCGAAAUGCUCAGCCUGAUCCUCUAGCGACGCCUCCAAGGCGAAAGAAUCCCCCGCUGAACGAACAGCAGGGAAUUGUUUCCGUUCCACCGAUUCGAAGGGUUCUGAAGCGCGGCGAGGAGCCAACUGCUAGCACUUCAGCCUCGGCUCCCAAUACUCCUCGUCGUUCGCCUCGUAUUUCGAACCCUCCUGCAAAAUCGAACAAAGAAGGGACACCGCGUCCAACUCUAUCUGGCAGAACUCGCCGAUCGGGAGAGCAGGUUCCAAAGCAAUCUGUUGGAAAUCCAAAGCCUCAGUGGAGAUUUUGAAUGCGCAUCUAUGUACGGCCAUGUGAACCUUACUAUUUAUUUCCGAGGCUUUUCAGCUUCCAUCGGACCUGUCGCUCCUCUCCCCCUUUCAUUCAAUCUUGUAUUUGUAUGUCCCGGACAAUCUCGAGGCCCUGGCAGUGGCA